Messenger RNA from Anopheles aquasalis, 2826 nucleotides. RefSeq lists its product as uncharacterized. Gene Ontology annotation, biological process: proteolysis. Lineage: Eukaryota; Metazoa; Arthropoda; Insecta; Diptera; Culicidae. The record is from RefSeq and is a predicted model, not a curated record. Gene Ontology annotation, molecular function: serine-type endopeptidase activity.
AUGGCAACACAUAUCGGUGGAGAAGACGCGAAGAGUUCAUUCAGCUACGAGCACUGCCAAACGGCAGCAAUCGUAUCAACGCUGUGUGUGCAGUGGUUCUUCUUGAUCGUGAUACAGAAUAUCGGAUUCGGUUUUGGAGCGCUAUAUGCUACCGAUGAUCUGGAGGAAAAAAUGACUGAGGCAUUCUUGCCAAACGUCCGUGAAGCGAUCGACGACUGCCAUCUGCGAUACUACAGGCUGGGAUACGGAGCGGAAGUCGCGCCUGCUGCCGGUAGGAAAUCCUAUUUGCGCGAGUUUGCACACAUGGCAGCGGUUGGAUGGACUGGAAGCGAUGGUAAAAUCCGUUGGGACUGCGGCGGAUCGCUGAUUUGGGAGAACUACGUACUUACUGCAGCUCAUUGUGUGGAGGAUGAUGCCAACAUUCCGCCCGAUGUGGUUCGCCUUGGAGAUAUCAACCUAUACGACGACACGGACGAUCAAUACGCACAGCAGCUAAAGAUCGUUGAAAUUGUACGUCAUCCUGAGCAUCGCUUUGGCUCGCGCUACCAUGAUCUUGCCCUGCUGCGGCUAGAAAAGAACGUCACCUUGCAUGACACGGUAGCACCGGGAUGCUUGUGGAAUGAUGAGAAGGAAAUACCUUUCCCUACGAUGGAAGCCACUGGUUGGGGAGCAACUGGGUUCGGUGAGAAAUCUACACCGAUCCUUCUGAAAGUAUCACUCGGAGUAGUCAAACCGGAAGAAUGUAAUAAGCACUAUAAGGUAGGCGAUCGCAAACUGAAGCAAGGACUUAUGAACUACCAUUUGUGUGCCGGUGAUGUCAAAAUGGAUACUUGUCCCGGAGACUCAGGAGGUCCACUGCAGAUGAAGCUACUGCACAAUGGCAAGAUGACUCCAUUCGUUGUGGCCGUUACUUCUUUUGGGGGCGUAUGUGGUCAAUCAAUUCCUGGCGUUUACAUGAAGGUAGCUCCUUACAUUCCCUGGAUAAGCGCAGAGCUCGCAAAACGUGGAGAGAUCAUAAGAGAUUAUAGUUUCAAGCCAGAUGCCUGUGCACUGCGUUAUGUUCACCUGAGAGAGUAUGAAGACGAUGUAGUAAAACAUACAACGGAUGGUCGUGAGAUUUUAAACUUCAAUAAUUUUCAUAUGAACUUAAGGGACUCUACGCAAACUGUCUCAGUUCACUGGCCAGCUGACAGCUCACCGGUACCCUCAAACUGUAAUGGUGUUGUGAUUGAUGAGGAUACUAUAGUUACACUGGCCCGUUGUGCCAUCACUGGAAGAAAUCAACCUUCGCACAUCAUGCUCAGGAACACCCGGAACGAUAUUGUCCGUGUUUAUCGGCAUCCGGACUACAGACCUAACUCCUUCUACAAUGAUAUCGCCAUUUUAAAGGUGAAGGAUCGGUUUACAUUCUCCCAAGAUUUUGUCCCGGCAUGUAUUUGGAGUGCAUAUAACCUACCUAAUCCUCGAUUUUACGUUACUGGUCAAGGCCGCUAUGAUUUGAAUACAUUAACAGGCGAUCCCAACGAAACUAAUCGAACAAUUGUUCAGUUGUCGCCUAGGGCCGAUAUACUAGACAUUGGCAACUGCACUUUACCAGAGGAGUAUUCUAGUAGACUUGGCCGUGGUGUAACAACUGAGCAUUUGUGUUUCGGAAAUAAACUCUUCUUGGUACCGGACUCGUGUGAAAUGCUAUACGGAGCACCACUGAGGCGAAACAUUUGGCGUUUUGAACGUCAUUUUGAGCACAUAUAUGCGCUGAAUCUACUUGGCAAAGAUUGUGGUUUCGGCCGAGCAGCACUUGGGAUCCGAUUAAGUUAUCACUCCGAAUGGCUCAAGUCGGUGCUGCUUCCCAACUACCGCUAUGAGUCACACUCAGUGCAGUUCCUUAAUACGGAUUUGAACGAUUUAGAUCAGUGUACGGGAACAGAUGGAAGUACCGGGCUGUGCGUUAACAUAAACCGAUGUCCUAAGAUACGCUACGAUGUGCAAGCGAAACGUAACGUUCAGUUCUGCAAUGGUGGUACGAUCGUGUGCUGUCCAUAUGAUAACAUACGAAAUGAAACUAGCACCAGCAUGAGCGCCUCAGAGUUGGAUGAUUGUGAAAGCCGCUACAAACAGUUCCACGAAAUGUAUGAAUCAUAUCAACCGGAUCGAAUUGAUCACUUUUAUCAUACAGUAUACCUCGGCUGGAAGACCAAGGAUGGCUCAACGGAAUGGAUAUGCUCUGGUACACUGAUCACACGAAGUAUCGUCGUAUCAUCUGCUUACUGCCUGAUGGCGAACGGCAAUUUCCCCACUCUAGUAAAUGUAGCCGAGGGUAAUCCCAAUGCCACCUGGUCGCGCCCAAAGCCAGUCGGUAUCAAGGAAGUGAUCAUUCAUCCGGGUUACAAUGCAACAACCCUUCAGUACGAUAUUGGAUUGGUGCGCUUGGUGCAACCAAUCGUUCCAACAGCCCGCAAAUACCCGAUCUGUUUGUGGCAGAACGAGACGCACACACCACUGGUGCUGUACCGAAUGGCGGCAGAUGAAACAAUGUCCAACUUUGAAUUAAACUUCCCCAAGUACAAUUCCGACUGUAGUCAACACCUUCGACAACUUGGUAGACGUGAGCUCCAGUCGAACGAACUGUGCACCGACAUCGAUGAUACCCCACAACGCAGCAUUUCCGGAGGUCCACUCGUCUGGUAUCAUAGAAAUCUGAAUGAUAACUCUUCAACCCAGUAUCUGGUGGGCACUAUUAGCUCUACUAUAUCGGCCCAGCGGCUUGGAAUACACGUUAGAAUCUCCUCAUAUAUCGGCUGGAUCAAGAGCAUCGCAUUUGGCUAG